AGUUGUCACAAGCUUGCGGUACGGCACAUGUUCUUAUUACAAGAAGCCUCGCAAAUUGAUAGCUACAGUACUAUCCGAUUGGAGUCGAUUGAUCAUUCAUUUUAAAAUUCAAACCAUCUACUAGCUAGCUAGCUAGUAAUACCGGUACCUAUAAAGAUGAGCGCGGUGAUCCCCAAAGUCUCCGAGUUUCGCGGUUCGUACGGAGGCGGCGACAGUGAGAAAGUGUACGAGUCUGGGCUAGAUGCGAGUGCGGGACGCAUGGCCAAGCUUCGAGCCAAGAAGAAGGCGCUUCGAGAAAGCAAGAAAAGAGGGUCUUCCACCAACACGGCGCCUUCACCCGAAGAGGUAGUCCAACGAGAGGAGCUUGAGCAGGAAGAACCUGUGGUGGAUCAUGCCAGGAGAUCAGAGGACGAGGAUGAC
Messenger RNA from Seminavis robusta, 420 nucleotides. Lineage: Eukaryota; Bacillariophyta; Bacillariophyceae; Naviculales; Naviculaceae. The record is from the annotation of a GenBank genome assembly.